UUCCCUUCUCCCUCACCAAUCAAGACCUCCAUCAAAUAUUUGACAAAUUUGGAAAGCUCAUUAAGCUGCCUUUUAGAUUAAUUCCGUGAGUUUUUUUCUGAUCAACUCUUUUAAGAGAGAAAUGAUGAAUGAUUCUUUAUCUUCUUCAUUCGCUGCUGAGCGGCAACUGGACUUGCUUGAGUUAUCUGCAGGUGAAAAUUUAGAGGGUUAUAGUUCCGUCUCUGUGAAUGGUGGUCAAGGGAAUCAUGAUGAACUUUCAACGCUUGAUGAUAAUAAGGAGCGAUUGAGGAAAGUCCUAUUGAAAUCCAAGAAGAGUCAAUCUCGACAGAAGAAGAAAGCUCUGACAAGGAAUUUGAAGAGUUUCAGUGCAGCAGAACUUCAACAAAGUGUUGCAGACUUUGCCAGGGGAGCUGGUGUGGUGAAUGAUGCACCAUGCCUCUGGACUUCUUUUGUCAAUGAUCCUUUACUCCAGACUAACAUCCACCCGGAACAAAAACCAUUAUAUGAUGUGAAGCCCGAGCUACUCUUACCUACUUCUAAUCGCACGGUGCAUACGGAUGAAAUUUCUGUAUGCAUAAUGGAUGCAGGCAACUCAAGCUAUAGGAUGUCGGCCCAUGACCUAGCUCUGAUUAACGAAGGAUUAGAGAAGUUGAUGUACAAAGACUUAACUAUGACUUCAAAACUGAAAAUAUGCAACAGUUUCUUAUCUGAGACAAAACAUGUGUGGGUGAUUUGUAUGACCCAAUUUACCGCAAACUGGGUGAUUCUUAAGGUAAGGGAAAUAGAAGCUUCCAAUGGGCGCAAACUUUGCGCUCAUCUUGUUGAGGAUCUCACUUUUAUGACGUCAGUUACCAUGUUGGUACCAAAAGAGUGUGGUUUUGUUGAUGGAUAUGCUAGCCUGAUGCGCUUUCUUAAAAUCCAUAACCCUAGCUUGUGUAUUGGGAUCACUGCAGAAAUUCCGCUAUCAGUCAAAAGCAGACUAGGUGCUCGAAUAGAAAUGCCCGUCAAUGGAAAUUAUUCAGAAGUGAACAAUAAUCCUAAUGUUGAUCAGUUGGGGGCAUCACCUCAAGACACGGAUCAAGAGAACCCAGGUAACAGUGAGAGCUUAGAACAGCCUGUGCCUCCCUGUAUUGACAGCAGCGAACUUCAAGUACCUCGUCGAGCUCGCUCUAUAACCUUCUAUGCUGAUGACGUCUGGGUACAAGAAUUACAACAGCUUGGCCAUGGUCCUUUUCUAGGUCUGCGACGUUUACAGUACGUUCUGGGUGACAGAAACAUGGUUCGAUGUAGUGAUCAAAUGCUGCCGCAGCAACAAUUACCUCAUAAUAAGGCCAAUAACUUCAAUAAGACAAGUAACAGUCGUGCAGGCGCUGGUCGUCGAAACAGGAAGAAGAGAUCUAAUGCAGCUACGGCUACUGCUGGCCGUAUUGGCACUGACUCAGUUGCGACCAUCCCUCAGACAACUAUUACUACCUUAACUUCUUCUGCUACGACUAGUAUCCCUUCUCCCUAGUAAAACAUUUACUUACGUCAACCACUAUAGUAAAGUAUCUAAAUUAAUUUUUAAAUAUAGUGUUUUGAUCAAAUUUCUAUGGUGUCAAAGCUCUAUUGAUGGAAUUCAGGGACAGGGGUUGUCACUAGUACCUAGCAGUUGUUUGCAUUCAUAUUUAGAUUUAAAUUAAAGAAGGUGCAAUUGGGACCUCGCUGACAAGCCCGUAGCUAGUACCUACGAGUUGUUUGCAUUAUUAUUUAUGUAUGAAUAAAUGAAGUGGAGAUUUUGGCCUAAUACCGAGCAGUUGUUUGCAUUAUUCUUUAGAUGCAAAUAAACUAGGUGAAAAUUAAGGUUACUAUGCACUUGGCUGUCGUUCACUUUUUUUGACGACUUGUUGAAUUAAUUUAUUUCUAUAUUGUAUCGCAUUCAAUUUCUUUUGUACAGGGAUCGAAAGCAGUUUUGUUUUUUGAAAAUUUGCUUGUUUGUAUGCAUACUGUUUGCAUUUAAUAUGUACUGAUGUAUUUUUGCCUGUGCCUUUGAAUUUCAUUCAACUUGAUUUAUCGUGCUUGCCAUCAGUAUUACUGAUUGUUCAGAUGCUACCAGUCAAGCUCAGCUCACACGAUACGAAAAUGUCUCUUUGAACAGCCAGGUUAUUACUAGCAUUUAAGGCGGCUCACAUGAAUGAAUAUGAAGUGAGACUCGUUUGCAUUUUUCAUUUGGAGGUUGACAGGAAGGUUCUGUUUUUAACCUGAAAGUACUACGUAAAACGUGGGCAUUAAAAACGUAGUGUACGGGUAUAUUUUUUGUGAACGAUUCUUCUUGAUCACUGAUCAUACUCUUGUGAGAGUAGUAGGGAAGCUGUUCUGAAAGUGUCGAAUUAUUCGGUAAUAAACAUGUCGUAACAGUAGUUCUUACCUUAAUUUCUAUGUUUUUUUUCACAUUGAUUUUGCUAUAUGAUGAAUCAGGUCAUAGAAUGUGUUAUUGGUCACCAAGUUUUGAAGCAACAGUUUCUGUUACAACAGCGGUGUUUGCAAGCUUAAGUCCUGCCCAUCGGUCGCGGCAAGUAGUAAAAUUGUUUCAAGAACCUCUCUCUGAGUUGUAUGACGGGUUAAUAAUUUUUCCAGGAGCUACUGAACGGCAAAUUCUUUUUACUUUUCAGGUAUUGUGUACUGGAAUUUUUCUUCUCAAAAUUUGAAUUUUCACAUUUCAUUUAACGUGUAAUAAUGCUGUUCAGCAAAAAUAAUUCAGUUAUUUCUGUUUUCGUGAGGUUUAUUGCUUGGCUUUCAUAGAGUAGCGAUUUCUACUAUUUGCCGAAAAAAAAUAAAGGAAAGAAUAUUAAUGUUCAGGUACUGAAGUUAUCAAUAAAAUUAUUUUUGCCUUGCG
This is a messenger RNA of Hyalella azteca, 2875 nucleotides long. RefSeq names its product zinc finger CCHC-type and RNA-binding motif-containing protein 1. Gene Ontology annotation, biological process: mRNA splicing, via spliceosome. The transcript has 2 exons. Gene Ontology annotation, cellular component: U12-type spliceosomal complex. Lineage: Eukaryota; Metazoa; Arthropoda; Malacostraca; Amphipoda; Hyalellidae. Bases 122 to 1513 code for a protein of 463 amino acids. The record is from RefSeq and is a predicted model, not a curated record. Gene Ontology annotation, molecular function: zinc ion binding; RNA binding.